UUUGGCCAGGCAUUUGAUGAUGCAGCAAGCAUGGAGCAUGCAUUCAAGCUGAUAGACUUAUUUGGGAGCCUGUUGGAACGGCCAUUGAUAGCAACAGAUGUCUAUGCUAAAUAUCAUCUUCUCAUUACCAUGUUCGACAGAGAUCUGGAUGAUGCUAAACUGAUCUACCUGAAACAUAUUCAGGAGGAGAUGGAACUAGGUUACUCACCAGUCCACAGGAAUAUGCCGCUGGUGGCCGGAGGAGUUCGCUGGGCUCGGGAACUAAAAGACAGGAUCCAGAUUCCAUUUAGUAACUUCAGGCACCUCACCCAGCUUUGCCUGGACUCUGCUGAAGGCAAAAGAAUGGUGCAAAAGUAUGAAGAUUUGAUGCAGUUGCUAGAAAAGUACCAAGAGAAGCUUUAUAAGGAGUGGAUCCAGACUGUGUCUGAAAAAUCGCAGUAUAAUCUAACUCGGUCACUUAUCCAACGGGACUUGGAGAGUAAACUGAUUGCUGUCAAUUUUGACCCUCAGCUGGUGUCUGUUCUAAGAGAAGUGAGAUACCUUGGGCCAGUUCAGGUUGGGAGUAUUCCGGAGACGGCAGCAGAAAUCUAUUCUUCCAGGGAGUCCUUCCGACAGCUGGUAGCCAAUCUGGAGUUGAUGGUCACUUGGUACAACAAGAUCCAGCGCACAGUCUUGGAGGUGGAAUACCCCCUCGUCCAGAGCCAGUUGCAAGAGAUUGAUAUUCAGCUGAAAGAGGCAGAAGAGAUAUUAAACUGGAAAACAGAAGGUCUUUUGGAUCGUGUUUCACGUGUGGUUGAUAGUGUUCGAGAUCUUGAGCAAAGAAUCCAGAAAACUAAAGACAACAUUGAGGAAAUUCAGAAUAUCAUGAGAACCUGGGUCUUGCCAGUUUUUGAAAGAAAAGAUGGGAAAAAAGAAUCUCUGCUUUACUUAGAUGAGCGACAUGAUCGACUGGACAAACACCAUCAACUCAUCACGGACUCGGGGCAUAAAAUUCAUUUUCUAAUCAAGGAAAACCUGAGACUUUUUGCAGCAGAUCCAGCUUCUGAAGUUUGGAAAGCUUAUUUAGAGCAUGUGGAUGAGAUUGUCCUGGAUGGAUUCUUCAGUGUCAUUGAAUGUUCACUUAAGUAUCUUUUGGAAAACACAGAUUCCAAGGCAGGCCUUGCUCCCCUCUUCAAAGUGCAGCUGGAUUUGUCUGUCCCUGAGAUGAUAUUCCGUCCUUCUUUGGAUGCUGGUGCUAGUGAUGGCUUCUAUGAUAUAGUUGAGGCUCUCGUCAACGAUGUAUACCGUGUCUCUUCUCUGGUGCCCAGGCUCGCGGACCACAGCACCUUCCCUCAUUAUCAGGCUGACAUGGAGGAGAUGGGUGAUCUUGCUGACAUGCGCCACAACCUGAUGGAGCGUAUCCAGAAGACGAUGUCAGUUUGUUGUAACUAUCGCAGCUCCUUCGACCACUACUCCUAUCUGUAUGUGGAUGACAGGAAAGAGUUCAUGCGCCAGUUCCUGUUGUAUAGUCACGUCCUGAUUGCAGAGGAAAUAGAGGCCCAUGCUGAGGAUGGUGUCCCAGAGACUCCUCCUACAUUGCAGCAGUUCAAAGAGCAAAUAGACUCCUAUGAGAAGAUCUAUGAUGAAGUGAGUCACUUGGAGCCCAUCAAUGUAUUUGAUGGCUGGAUGAAAGUUGAUGCCUCUCCCUUCAAAGCAUCUCUUUUGGGGAUAAUUAAAAGGUGGAGCUUCAUGUUCAAGCAGCACCUCAUUGAUCAUGUGACUCACAGUUUGGCUGACCUUGAAGAGUUUGUAAAAAUUGCUGAAAGAGGUUUGAGCAACAAGGUGGAAAAAGGAGAUUAUGAGGGCUUGGUGGACAUUAUGGGCCACCUGAUGGCUGUUAAAGAUAGACAGACCAGCACUGAUGAGAUGUUUGAGCCCUUAAAACAAACAAUUGAAUUGCUGAAGAUCUAUGAACAAGAAUUGCCAGCAGAAGUUUAUAGACAGCUGGAGGAGCUGCCAGAAAAAUGGAACAAUGUGAAGAAGCUGGCAAUAACCGUGAAGCAGCAUGUGGCACCGUUGCAGGCCAAUGAAGUGACAGUUCUUCGCAAGAAGUGCGCUGUGUUUGAUGUGGAGCAGCACAAAUUCAGAGAGAGAUUUCGCCAAGAGGCACCAUUCAGGUUUGACGCAGCAAAUCCUUACCAAAUGCUGGAUGCAUCCCACACUGAGCUUAAGCAAAUGGAAGUUACCAUUGCCUCAAUUUAUGAUUCAGCUGAUUUGUUUGAAGUCAACGUUCCAGACUACAAGCAGCUGAAGAAGUGCCGGAAGGAAGUGUGCAUUCUUAAAGAACUCUGGGAUAUGAUCUCCGUAGUGACUUCUAGCAUGAAUGACUGGGAGACUACCAAAUGGAAAGGUAUAAAUGUGGAAAACAUGGAAUUGGAGUGCAAAAAGUUUGCCAAAGACACCCGGAGUCUGGAUAAAGAAAUGAGGGCUUGGGACGCUUUUUCUGGGUUGGACAACAGAGUAAAAAACAUCCUGACAUCAUUGCGAGCGGUGUCAGAACUACAGAAUCCUGCCAUCCGUGAGAGGCAUUGGAACCAAUUGAUGCAAGCAACAGGUGUACAAUUUGUAAUGGAUUCAGACACCAUCUUGGCAGACUUGCUGAAACUCAACUUGCACAACUUUGAGGAUGAGGUUCGGAGCAUUGUGGACAAAGCCAUUAAAGAAAUGAGCAUGGAGAAGGUUGUGAAAGAACUGAAGACAACCUGGGCCAGCAUGGAAUUCCAAUACGAACCUCAUCCCCGUACAAAUGUCCCACUGCUGAAAUCGGAUGAAGAACUGAUUGAGACCCUGGAAGACAACCAAGUCCAGCUGCAGAAUCUGAUGACAUCCAAGUACAUUGCUUUCUUCUUAGAGGAAGUGUCUUUCUGGCAGAGGAAGCUGUCUACAGCAGACUCUGUAAUUUCUAUCUGGUUUGAGGUUCAGCGGACCUGGUCUCAUUUGGAAAGUAUAUUCAUUGGAUCAGAAGAUAUUCGGGCACAGCUUCCUGAGGAUUCCAAGCGCUUUGAGGGAAUUGAUGUUGAUUUUAAAGAGCUGGCAUAUGAUGCUGAAAAAACCCCAAAUGUAGUUGAGGCAACCAACAAGGCUGGUCUUUAUGAACAACUGGAAGAUAUCCAAAACAGAUUAUCUUUGUGUGAAAAGGCUUUGGCUGAGUAUUUGGACACUAAGCGGUUAGCCUUUCCCAGAUUUUACUUUAUUUCCUCUGCCGACUUACUGGAUAUUCUUUCAAAUGGCACCAACCCACAGCUGGUUCAGCGCCAUCUUUCAAAACUCUUUGACAACAUGGCCAAGAUGAAAUUCCAGGUGGAUUCUGACCAAAAUCCGACCAAGUUGGCUUUGGGGAUGUACAGUAAAGAAGAGGAAUAUGUUGCUUUUAGUGAACCCUGUGACUGCAGUGGGCAGGUGGAGACCUGGCUGAACCGUGUGUUGGACCACAUGCGGGCCACUGUGAGACAUGAGAUGACGGAGGCUGUGAUGGCUUAUGAGGAGAAAGCCAGGGAACAGUGGCUUUUUGACUACCCUGCACAGGUGGCACUCACCUGUACCCAGAUUUGGUGGACCACUGAGGUUGGGAUUGCCUUUGCCAGGCUAGAAGAAGGCUAUGAGAAUGCCAUGAAGGAGUACUACAAGAAGCAGGUGACCCAACUGAACACCCUCAUCACCAUGCUCAUUGGACAGCUCUCCAAGGGUGACAGGCAGAAGAUCAUGACCAUCUGCACCAUUGAUGUGCAUGCUCGGGAUGUGGUGGCCAAGAUGAUCGCUCAAAAGGUGGACAAUGCACAAGUGUUCCUUUGGUUAUCACAACUCCGGCACAGAUGGGCAGAUGAGGAGAAGCACUGUUUUGCAAACAUUUGUGAUGCCCAGUUCCUAUAUUCCUAUGAAUACCUUGGGAACACACCACGCCUGGUCAUCACUCCUUUGACAGACAGAUGCUACAUCACCCUCACCCAAUCCUUGCACCUAACUAUGAGUGGGGCUCCUGCAGGACCAGCUGGUACUGGGAAGACUGAAACCACUAAGGAUCUGGGCCGAGCUCUUGGCAUCAUGGUGUAUGUUUUCAACUGCUCAGAGCAAAUGGACUAUAAGUCUUGUGGGAACAUUUACAAAGGUCUUUCCCAGACUGGUGCUUGGGGCUGUUUUGAUGAGUUUAACAGAAUCUCUGUUGAGGUGCUAUCAGUGGUGGCUGUACAGGUGAAAAGCAUACAGGAUGCUAUAAGAGACAAAAAACAGAAUUUUAAUUUCCUCGGGGAAGAUAUUAAAUUGGUUCCAUCUGUUGGUAUUUUCAUUACCAUGAAUCCUGGCUACGCAGGUCGUACAGAGUUGCCUGAGAAUUUGAAAGCUCUUUUCAGGCCGUGUGCAAUGGUUGUGCCAGACUUUGAACUGAUCUGCGAAAUUAUGCUGGUGGCAGAAGGAUUCAUAGAAGCCCGUCUCUUAGCUAGAAAGUUCAUCACCCUGUAUCAGCUCUGCAAAGAACUGCUCUCCAAGCAGGAUCACUAUGACUGGGGAUUACGUGCAAUUAAAUCAGUCCUCGUUGUUGCCGGAUCCCUCAAGAGAGGAGACCCGGACCGCCCUGAAGACCAGGUGUUGAUGCGCUCUCUUCGGGACUUCAACAUCCCCAAGAUUGUGACCGAUGACAUGCCAGUGUUUAUGGGUUUGAUUGGGGAUCUCUUUCCUGCUUUGGAUGUCCCCAGAAAGCGAGACCUUGGUUUUGAAUCCUUUGUCAAACAAGCUGUGCUGGAACUCAAACUUCAGCCGGAGGACAACUUUGUGCUUAAAGUGGUGCAGCUCGAAGAGCUCCUGGCAGUCCGGCACUCAGUCUUCGUGGUGGGCAACGCAGGCACCGGCAAGUCUCAGGUGCUAAAAUCCCUAAACAAGACCUACCAUAUCAUGAAGCGGCGCCCUGUUUGGACUGAUCUCAAUCCAAAAGCAGUUACCAAUGAUGAACUCUUUGGUAUCAUUAAUCCUUCAACGAGAGAGUGGAAAGAUGGAUUGUUCUCAUCGAUUAUGCGAGACUUAGCUAAUAUUACACAUGAUGGCCCCAAAUGGAUUGUGCUGGAUGGUGAUAUUGAUCCGAUGUGGAUUGAGUCUCUCAAUACUGUCAUGGAUGAUAAUAAGGUGCUGACUUUAGCAAGCAAUGAAAGGAUUCCUCUCAAUCCCACCAUGAGGCUGCUGUUUGAGAUCAGUCACCUGCGAACCGCCACCCCAGCUACUGUCUCCAGAGCAGGGAUCCUUUACAUCAAUCCAGCUGACCUGGGAUGGAAUCCCCCUGUGAGUAGCUGGAUAGAUAGACGAGAAAUCCAGUCUGAACGAGCAAACCUGACAAUUUUGUUUGACAAGUAUUUGCCAGUUUGUCUGGACACCCUUAGAACCAGAUUUAAGAAGAUUAUUCCAGUUCCUGAGCAGAGCAUGGUUCAGAUGUUGUGUUACCUCCUUGAAUGCCUCCUCACUAAGCAGAAUACCCCUCCAGACUGCCCCAAAGAGCUCUAUGAACUUUAUUUUGUCUUUGCUGCUAUCUGGGCCUUUGGUGGAGCUAUGUUCCAAGACCAGCUUGUAGACUACAGAGUUGAAUUCAGUAAAUGGUGGGUGACAGAGUUCAAGACCAUCAAGUUUCCUUCCCAGGGAACAGUCUUUGACUUUUACAUUGACCCAGAAACAAAGAAAUUUGAGCCUUGGUCCAAGCUCAUCCCCAAAUUUGAAUUUGAUCCAGAAAUACCAUUACAGGCCUGCCUGGUACACACCAGUGAAACCAUUCGGGUGCGCUACUUCAUGGAUCAGCUCUUGGAGAGACGCAGACCAGUCAUGCUGGUGGGAAAUGCAGGGACUGGAAAGUCUGUGAUUGUAGGAGACAAGUUGUCUUUGCUGGAUUCUGAGGAGUACCUAGUGAAGAAUGUGCCUUUUAAUUACUACACCACGUCUGCCAUGCUGCAAGCUGUUCUCGAGAAGCCACUGGAUAAAAAGGCUGGGAGGAAUUAUGGCCCCCCUGGCACUAAGAAGCUCAUCUACUUCAUUGAUGACAUGAAUAUGCCUGAAGUUGACACCUAUGGAACAGUUCAGCCUCAUACCCUGAUUCGGCAACAUCUGGACUAUGGGCACUGGUAUGACAGAAACAAGCUGUCCCUGAAGGAAAUCAUGAAUGUGCAGUACGUGUCAUGCAUGAAUCCCACAGCAGGCAGCUUCACUAUCAACCCACGCUUACAGCGCCACUUCAGUGUGUUUGCCCUCUCAUUUCCUGGGUCAGAUGCUCUGUCCACCAUUUACAGCACCAUCCUAUCACAGCACCUCAAGCGGGGGAACUUCUCUGGGGCUUUACAGAAAUCAUCUCAACAGUUAAUAAAUCUGGCACUUGCCCUGCACAUGAAAGUAGCAGCAACAUUCCUUCCAACAGCUAUCAAGUUCCAUUAUAACUUCAACCUAAGAGAUUUCUCCAAUGUCUUCCAAGGUAUUCUAUUUUCAACUCCUGAAUGUUUGAAGACUCCCCAGGAGUUAGUAAAGCUGUACCUGCAUGAAUCCAACCGUGUUUACCGUGAUAAGAUGGUUGAUGAAAAGGAUUUUGUCAUCUUUGAUAAAAUGCAGACAGAGACUGUGAAGAAGUUUUAUGAUGAAAUAGAGGAGACCUUGGAACAGACUAGGAAGAUGAACAUGUUUUGCCAUUUUGCAAAAGGGGUAGGGGAGCCCAAAUACAUGCCUGUCCAGAGCUGGGAAUCCCUGAACCAGAUCCUAGUGGAAGCUUUGCAGAACCACAAUGAGGUCAAUGCUGCCAUGAAUCUGGUGUUGUUUGAAGAUGCCAUGUGCCACGUCUGCCGGAUCAAUCGUAUCCUGGAAUCUCCCAGAGGGAAUGCACUGCUUGUUGGUGUAGGAGGAAGUGGGAAGCAGAGCCUGACAAGACUGGCAGCUUUCAUUAGCUCACUAGAAGUUUUCCAAAUCACCUUGAGGAAAGGCUAUGGCAUUCCUGACCUGAAGGCAGACCUGGCGGCACAAUACAUUACAGCAGGAGUAAAGAAUGUGGGCACUGUCUUCCUUAUGACUGAUGCUCAAGUGGCUGAUGAGAGAUUCUUGGUUCUGGUAAAUGACUUGCUAGCUUCAGGAGAAAUUCCCGAUCUUUUUCCUGAUGAUGAAGUUGAAAAUAUCAUCAGUAAUAUGAGGAAUGAAGUAAAAGCCCAAGGAUUGAUGGAUACCCGGGAGGCCUGUUGGAAAUUCUUCAUUGAUCGGGUUAGACGGCAGCUCAAGGUGGCUCUCUGCUUUUCCCCAGUGGGGAACAAGCUGAGAGUCCGCAGUCGGAAGUUCCCAGCCAUUGUGAACUGUACAGCAAUAGAUUGGUUCCAUGAGUGGCCUCAGGAGGCCCUGGAGUCAGUCAGCCUGCGCUUCUUGCAAGGGACAGAAACGAUCGAGGCUUCCGUGAAAGAAUCUAUAAGCAAGUUCAUGGCUUAUGUACAUACCAGCGUUAAUGAGAUGUCCCAUUCUUACCUGAGUAAUGAACGCCGUUAUAACUACACCACCCCCAAGUCAUUCUUGGAGCAAAUCAAACUCUAUCAGAAUUUGCUGCUUAAAAAGGGGAAAGAAUUGACAGCAAAGAUGGAGCGGCUAGAGAAUGGCCUGCAGAAGCUCAGCAGCACUUCCGCACAGGUAGAUGAUCUCAAGGCAAAGUUGGCAGCUCAGGAAGUGGAACUGAAACAGAAGAAUGAAGAUGCAGACAAGCUGAUCCAGGUGGUGGGCAUAGAGACGGAAAAAGUCAGUAAGGAGAAGGCCAUUGCUGAUGAUGAAGAGCAGAAGGUGGCCUUGAUCACGCAGGAGGUUCAGCAGAAGCAGAGGGACUGUGAAGAGGACCUGGCGAAAGCUGAACCGGCCCUUGCUGCUGCCCAGGAAGCCCUUAACACACUCAACAGGAACAAUCUGACAGAACUGAAGUCAUUUGGAUCACCGCCUUCCGCUGUCAGCAAUGUCACUGCUGCCGUGAUGGUGCUCAUGGCCCCAGGUGGAAAGGUGCCCAAGGAUAGGAGCUGGAAGGCAGCCAGGGUGGCCAUGGCCAAGGUGGACAGCUUCCUUGACUCCUUGAUCCACUUCGACAAAGAGAAUAUACAUGAGAACUGCCUCCGAGCCCUGCAGCCCUAUCUCCAGGAUCCAGAUUUCAAACCUGAGCUUGUGACGUCCAAGUCCUAUGCAGCUGCCGGCCUCUGCUCCUGGGUCAUCAACAUUGUGCGCUUCUACGAAGUCUACUGUGACGUGGAGCCCAAGCGGCAGGCUCUCAACAAAGCGAAUGCCGACCUUGCUGCUGCCCAGGAAAAGCUGGCUAACAUCAAGGCCAAAAUUGCACACCUUAAUGAAAACCUGGCAAGGCUCACAGCCAGAUUUGAGAAGGCCACAGCGGAGAAGCUGAAAUGCCAGGAAGAAGCUGAAGCCACCGCAAACACCAUUUCCCUUGCAAAUCGUCUGGUUGGGGGCCUAGCCUCUGAAAAUGUGAGAUGGGCUGAAUCCGUGAAAGACUUCAAGCUGCAAGAGAGUGCGUUGUGUGGAGACAUCUUGCUGAUAACUGCCUUCGUCUCCUACCUGGGUUAUUUCAGCAAGAAAUACAGGCAGGAUCUGAUGGACGGUGUGUGGAAGCCAUAUUUGCGACAGCUAAAAGUUGCAAUCCCUGUCACUCCCUCGUUGGACCCUCUGAUGAUGCUGACGGAUGAUGCUGAUGUAGCAGCCUGGCAGAAUGAAGGGCUGCCAGCUGACCGCAUGUCCACCGAAAACGCCACCAUCCUCAUGAACUGUGAACGCUGGCCGCUCAUGGUUGACCCCCAGCUCCAGGGCAUCAAAUGGAUCAAAACCAAGUAUGGUGAAGAUCUCCGAGUGACCCGGAUUGGCCAGAAAGGGUAUCUGGAUAUGAUAGAGCAGGCCCUUGCUGCUGGUGAAGUUGUUCUGAUUGAGAACUUGGAAGAAUCCGUUGACCCAGUCUUAGGUCCACUGCUUGGUCGAGAGACUAUUAAAAAAGGAAGGUACAUUAAAAUUGGAGAUAAAGAAUGUGAGUUUAACCCCAGUUUCCGCCUACUUCUUCAUACGAAGCUAGCAAACCCCCAUUAUCAGCCAGAAAUGCAGGCACAGUGCACCCUCAUUAACUUCACGGUGACUCGGGAUGGCCUGGAAGACCAGUUGCUGGCAGCGGUUGUCAGUAUGGAGAGGCCAGACCUGGAAGAACUAAAGUCUGAUCUCACAAAGCAGCAAAAUGGGUUCAAAAUAACGUUGAAAACUUUGGAGGACAACUUGCUGUCCCGCCUCUCCUCUGCCUCAGGGAACUUCCUGGGAGAUACAGCCCUGGUGGAGAAUCUGGAAGUCACUAAACACACAGCUGCAGAAAUUGAAGAAAAGGUCCAGGAGUCCAAGGUGACAGAAACCAAGAUUAAUGAGGCAAGGGAGCACUACCGUCCUGCAGCGGCCCGUGCUUCCCUGUUGUACUUCAUCAUGAAUGACCUAAAUACCAUCCAUCCCAUGUACCAGUUUUCCCUAAAGGCAUUCAGUGUCGUCUUUCAGAAAGCUGUGGCAAGAGCUUCUCCAGAUGAAAACCUGAAAGAGAGAGUAACCAACCUCAUUGAUAGCAUCACCUCCUCUGUGUUCCAGUAUACAACACGGGGGCUGUUUGAAUGUGACAAACUGACUUACACAGCCCAAGUCACAAUCCAGAUACUUCUGAUGAAUAAAGAAAUCAAUGCCGUAGAACUAGACUUUCUGCUACGAUAUCCUGCCCAACCAGGAGUCACCAGUCCAGUAGACUUUUUGUCAAAUCAGUCAUGGGGUGGCAUCAAGGCCCUGUCAUCCAUGGAACAGUUUCGCAACUUGGAUCGAGAUAUUGAGGGUUCUGCCAAGCGCUGGAAGAAAUUUGUGGAGUCUGAAUGCCCUGAAAAGGAGAAGUUUCCACAAGAGUGGAAGAAUAAGUCAGCUUUGCAGCAACUGUGUAUGAUGAGAGCCAUACGCCCUGAUCGCAUGACAUACGCCGUGAGAGAUUUUGUGGAAGAAAAGCUUGGGAGUACAUACGUGGUUGGAAGAUCUCUGGAUUUUGCAACAUCAUUUGAGGAGUCAGGACCUGCAACCCCAAUGUUCUUUAUCCUCUCACCUGGAGUCGACCCCCUAAAGGAUGUAGAGAAGCAUGGGAAGAAACUUGGCUACACGUUUAACAACCGGAAUUUCCACAACGUGUCACUUGGGCAAGGCCAGGAGGUGGUGGCAGAGCAAGCCUUAGACCUCGCUGCAGCAGAGGGACAUUGGGUUAUCCUGCAGGACACCCUGGAGAUGUGUAGCCGUGAGAAUGAGUUUAAGAGCAUCCUCUUUGCCCUCUGCUACUUCCAUGCCGUGGCAGCGGAAAGACGCAAGUUUGGGCCACAGGGCUGGAAUCGUUCAUACCCCUUUAACACUGGGGACCUCACCAUUUCUGUAAACGUUCUGUACAAUUACUUGGAGGCUAGUUCCAAGGUUCCCUACGAUGAUCUGCGGUACCUCUUUGGAGAGAUCAUGUAUGGAGGACACAUCACAGAUGACUGGGACAGGCGCCUCUGCAAGACCUACCUGGAGGAGUUCAUCAAGCCUGAAAUGCUGGAGGGAGAAUUCCUGUUGGCUCCAGGAUUUCCCCUCCCGGGAAACAUGGACUACAACAGCUAUCACCAGUAUAUAGAUGAUGCCUUGCCUGCUGAGUCUCCAUACCUUUAUGGCCUCCACCCCAAUGCAGAAAUCGGCUUUUUGACCCAAACCUCAGAAAAGCUCUUCCGCACGGUUUUGGAGCUGCAGCCUCGCGACACCAACCUAGGAGAAGGUGCCGGAGCCACCCGGGAAGAGAAGGUGAAGGCCCUGCUGGAUGACAUCUUGGAGAAGCUGACGGAUGAGUUUAACAUUCCUGAGCUGAUGGCCAAAGUGGAAGAGAGGACCCCAUACAUUGUUGUUGCUUUCCAGGAAUGUGAACGGAUGAACCUCCUGACUAGUGAGAUCAGGCGGUCACUGAGGGAGCUGGACCUGGGGCUGAAGGGCGAAUUAACCAUGACGAGUGAUAUGGAGACCUUACAGAACGCCAUCUUCUUAGACACGGUGCCUGAGUCGUGGACCAGGAGGGCUUACCCUUCCAUGGCUGGUCUAGGCGGUUGGUUUGCUGACCUUCUCAACCGUAUCAAGGAGCUGGAGACAUGGACAGGGGACUUCUUGCUGCCAUCUGUGGUGUGGCUGGCAGGAUUCUUUAACCCACAGUCUUUCUUGACAGCCAUAAUGCAGUCCAUGGCCCGAAAAAAUGAGUGGCCUCUGGACAAAAUGACCCUGCAGUGUGAUGUGACCAAGAAGAACCGUGAGGAUUUCACCAGCCCGCCACGGGAAGGGGCAUAUGUCCAUGGCUUGUUCAUGGAGGGUGCACGCUGGGACAUGCAGACUGGGCUAAUUGCUGAUGCCCGAUUGAAGGACCUGACUCCAUCAAUGCCAGUUAUUUUCAUCAAAGCCAUCCCUGUUGACAAGCAGGACACCCGCAACGUGUAUCCAUGUCCUGUCUACAAAACCCGCCAACGGGGCCCAACCUACGUCUGGACUUUUAAUCUGAAGACUAAAGAGAAGCCUUCCAAAUGGGUUUUGGCAGGGGUAGCACUCCUGCUGCAAAUCUAG
Messenger RNA from Elgaria multicarinata webbii, 11646 nucleotides. RefSeq names its product dynein axonemal heavy chain 9 (gene DNAH9). The record is from RefSeq and is a predicted model, not a curated record. NCBI's taxonomy places the organism in Eukaryota, Metazoa, Chordata, Lepidosauria, Squamata, Anguidae. Bases 31 to 11646 code for a protein of 3871 amino acids. Gene Ontology annotation, biological process: microtubule-based movement. The transcript has 61 exons. Gene Ontology annotation, molecular function: dynein intermediate chain binding; ATP binding; minus-end-directed microtubule motor activity. Gene Ontology annotation, cellular component: dynein complex.